Coniophora puteana RWD-64-598 SS2 is the source of this 2096-nucleotide messenger RNA. RefSeq lists its product as uncharacterized. The record is from RefSeq and is a predicted model, not a curated record. Lineage: Eukaryota; Fungi; Basidiomycota; Agaricomycetes; Boletales; Coniophoraceae. The transcript is spliced from 3 exons. Bases 123 to 1739 code for a protein of 538 amino acids.
ACAAUAUGUAAGGCCAGAAUUUCGGCAGCCAUUUUCCGCAUCCAAGUCCUCUACACACCACACCGGUACUGACUUCCAGUCGCCACCAAACUACUUUUAUCACUUCACCCUUGCUCCCACGAAUGCAUGCCGCACUCGCGAUUGACGAAAUUCUUCGCAAUGUUGUCAGCGACGCUGAACUCACGGCGGGAGACCUUGCGGCAGCAGCAGAGACCUGUCGCUCUUGGUCAGAUCCUUCCCUUGACGAGCUUUGGCAGUCCCUACACUCCCUGGGCCCUCUUAUCUCUGUCCUGCCCCAUGAUCUCCUUACCUGCCGAUUUACCACGAGAAGAGAUCAAAACUUAUUACCCGAAGUCGUACUCGAGAUGAAGCGAUCCUUCAUCGAGUCCGACUGGGUCGCCUUCCGCAAGUACUCUAGUCGAGUUCGCACCCUCUGGGGCUCUCUUGAUCAGAUGUUACGCAAGACCCCCGAAGGGAAUCAGACGAUGAUGAUGGUCAUCGCUCCGGACUUGCUCGAGGCGCUUGCCUUCCCGAACUCCCCAAAGGGUUUGUUCCCCAAGCUACGCAAGGUCGCGUGGCUCAAUGCCAACAUCAACAAUGCCAAGCUGCUGCAUCUCCUCGUGGUCCCUUCGCUGACCACACUUCAUCUUCCGGGUUUUAAUUGCUCUUGCGUCCAACACCAAGAGGUCUACGGUGAUGUUGUCGACAUCCUCGACCAGCUCGGGGACCUCUGCCCCGAAAUGAGAUCAUUCUACUUCCUCUACAGCCUCGCUCACGUACCCGAGGCCGCAGCCGCCGUCUCACGCACGAUGCGCACCUGGGACCACCUCGAGUCCAUCGGGUGCCGCGUGCCGGACGUCCCCUCCCUGGGCCACCUCUCCGAGGUUGCAUCCCUCCGCCACCUUCAACUCCACCUCCCGUACGAAAGCUUCCGCACCCGCCUCCCCAUCCACCUCGACCAGCUCGAGACGCUCUUCCUAUCCGGCUCGCCCGCAGACAUGACGAACCUCCUCGAGUGCGAGGACGGCCAGCUGCGCAUCUGGCGAUUCGAGUCUCAGGCGCUGUACAGCCCCGACCGCGACGAUGUCCGCAAGCUCCUGAGCGCGCUGCAGGAGCGCUGCUGCCACGACAGUCUCCGGAUGCUGUCCAUCCAGGAGUACCACCACUCGCUCCUGCCGCCCGUCGUGCGCACCGAGUUCUUCGGCAUCACGGCGCACAUGCUGCAGCCGGCGAUGUCGUUCCACGAGCUCGAGCGCGUGUACAUCGACACGCCGCGCGCGAUCUCGCUCGAUGACGAGGACCUGAUCACGCUCGCGCGGGCGUGGCCCAAGGCCAAGUUCGUGGAGAUCAACCCGAGCAUCGGCUGGAUCGCCGAGUCUCGCGUGUCGCUGAAAGGCCUCGUCGAGGUCCUCAAAGUGCUCCCGCAGCUCGAGCGCCUCGCAGUCUCCGUUGACGCCCGCGUGCUCACUCCGCCAUCGUCCGAAAUAUCUGAAGAAGGGCAGGCACAGCCGCUCGCGGGGUUUGUUCAUGGCCGACUCGCUAGCUUGGACCUUCUGGACUCACGGGUCGGCGAGGAGUACGAUCAGGUCGCGGCGUACCUGUUCAAGUUUGUGUGUCCGCCCAAGUGCAGAAUUACCGUCUGGGAGCAGCCGAGGAUUCUGAGCCGUGUAGUCCAGGCUGCGGAGAUAUGUCAGGCGAGGUGGCAGCGCGUGUUUGACCUUUUGGCUGAUAUGCAUUGAUUUUUUGUCUGUUUCAUUUUCGGACAUCGGACGCGACGGACUUGUAGCCAUGUUUCUCCUGUAAUUCUGUAGCGGUCUGUUCCACAUCUCUGUCGAUUAGCCCCGCUUCAUUCUGAUUUACUCCGUUGUCUGGCACCUCGGUGCAUUCUUCUUUUGGCACGAAAGUAGCUUAUAUGUAUCAACUAGGGUAGUUGCGAUCUCCUCUGGAUGUAUUUUUCUUGGGAUUCAAGUAGACGUUAUAUUACGAAACGGACUGAUUUAGAUAGGGAACCUCCGUCGGAGAUCACUAGCGUUACUCAUAGCGUAUGUAACAAGCUAAAGUAUCACAGGCUCAAAAGGAAUGCAUAUAAUGUUUCC